UUUCGGCUAAUAGUAAUGCCUUGUUCCACCUCUGGCUUCUUGGAACACUUCAAAAGGGGAGUUCACAGUUGGACAGGAGCCUUGGAAGAGGAUCAGGUAGCACGAUGUUUCCACUGGUAAUUCUGCUGCUGCCAAGUUUGGCUUCUGCUGCACAGAGAUGUCCAGAUGGAGGUUCUUGCCCAAAUGAGUCAACAUGUUGUAAACUUCAAACUGGUAAUUAUGGCUGCUGUCCUUUGGAAGAGACUGUCUGUUGCUUCCAUGGUCUAAGCUGCUGCCCUGCAGACUACAAACGUGAUAUCACUCCAUCAUUUGCAGCUUUGAAAGAUCUCAGCAAUCCAGUGGAAGGUGAAACACUAAAAAAGAUGGAAGUUCAGAGCAACAGCGUCAGCAAUGACCCAUCCAGAAUUUACUGUGAUAAUGUAAAUUUCUGUCCAGAUGGACAUACAUGCUGUAGAUUACAGGAUGGAAACUGGGGAUGUUGUCCACAUCCUGAGGCUGAAUGUUGUAAGGAUGGUGCACACUGCUGCCCUCGUGGCACCAAGUGUGACACUGAAAGUUCUAAGUGUCACAUGGAUAGCAUCAGCAUCCCGUGGCUCGCCAAGAAACCUGCAUUGACAGUAUCGGAAGCUCAACAGAACUGUAACAGCAGCAGUUGUCCAGUGGUUCAAUGUGACGAUACACAUGUGUGCAAAGCUGGAAGUACAUGCUGCAAAAUGGCUAACCAUCAAUGGGGGUGUUGCCCGUACCCUAAGGCUCACUGUUGUUGGGAUGGGAAACACUGCUGCCCCAGGUUCCACUGGUGUGAUAACAGAAGAAAUCUCUGCAGAAGGUGGUGGCUGCCACAUGACUGGAGUCAGCUUUCAUCAAUUAAAUAUGGUGAAGAAUCUGAAAAUUUUUAAAGCCACCGUGACCAGUUGACGCUCCACAUUUCAUUUCAUGAAGGAGAUGGGCUUUUAUUGCCCUGCAGCUAUAAAAUGGGCUGGCGGCUAGAAUCCACGGAUUUAGUUCCCUUGCUUAUUGUUCUUUGCCUUACAUUUCUAUCAAUCAAGUUUUAAAAUAUCCAGCUUAUUAAAUUUGCCAGUAAUGCUUCUUUAGAAUAUUUUUUCUUGAGGAACUUAAUCAGAUUAUCAAAUUUCUGACGAUUUUGCGAUACGAUAAUUCUUCACAGUUCUAGCUGCACACACCUGUAUCAUACUAAUUGCUAUUAAACAAGAACUGAAAAUAUGACAGUGGUUCAACUAUUAAGUUGGGUUUAAUUAUUAAGUUCAUUAAAUGCUUUUAUGUGCAAUUGAAGACAAAAGA
Messenger RNA from Pristis pectinata (smalltooth sawfish), 1302 nucleotides. It is a transcript of the gene grna.1, whose product is annotated as granulin a, tandem duplicate 1. The transcript is spliced from 5 exons. The coding region runs from base 105 to 899 and encodes 264 amino acids. The record is from RefSeq and is a predicted model, not a curated record. Lineage: Eukaryota; Metazoa; Chordata; Chondrichthyes; Rhinopristiformes; Pristidae. Gene Ontology annotation, cellular component: extracellular region.